This is a messenger RNA of Exophiala bonariae, 906 nucleotides long. RefSeq lists its product as uncharacterized. Lineage: Eukaryota; Fungi; Ascomycota; Eurotiomycetes; Chaetothyriales; Herpotrichiellaceae. The transcript has 2 exons. The record is from RefSeq and is a predicted model, not a curated record. Bases 1 to 906 code for a protein of 301 amino acids.
AUGACUUCGGGUUUAGAACCCCCGCCUAUGACCCAUUCCGCUGCCUACUAUGACCGGAGAGACAGCCCUAGAUCUCCUCAUCUACACCAUCAAUACCCUCCGAGUCCAUCACUCACACGCCCUCUACCGGCACACUUCGUCCCAACCAACAAAGUCCCCAUUUCUGCGCGCCGGAUAGAUCCCAAUCGAGCACAGAGUUCGGUGUCAAGCGGAGAGUCGGGUUCAACAGUUGCUUCGGAUUUCAAGCCAUAUCUGAACAAACAAACGUACCACUACGGUUCGCAGGCGGAGAGGGGCUUCGUGGGUGAAGAUGGUGGCCGACAGUCAUAUCUUAGUUCACCAGCACCUACGGACCCUCCCUUUGCCAGCCAUGGACAGUCGGAGAUGAUAGAAGACCAGUCGGCCGUGUUUCGCUAUAUACAACAACAACAGGCCGAUGACGAGGCAGACAAGGAUGAUGAUCAUGCAAUAUGGAUAUUGCUAUGGAUGUCCUUCUUGGACCCUUUCUACUGCUUCUUCAGCGCCAUUUUCUCAAUAUUCUCCGUCUUCGUCAUCAUCUUAUUACUUCCUUUACGAAUAUGCAGAAGGGAAUCAUCUUCCAGCACCAUUCUGAUACGGAUGGUUGGUCCAGUCUUCCGCAAUCAUCUCAAGAUGAUCUGUGCCAAAUCAUUAGGCAGUGCUCACACGUUUGAGUUCAGUCCCUCCUGUCUCAUCUUCAUUCAUGCCAUAUCACCCAUUAUCAGUAUAGGCAAUGCUGUAGCUGCAUGGGUUGCGGCCGUCUUUUGGGUAUUCGCAAUCAUCAUGGGAAAUCCCGAUGGCACAGAAAAACGAGACGAUGGUCGGGCAACAGUCUUGGGAUUGCGUGACUGGUGGGAGAAAUGCCUGUUAUAUGCCAUAAGAGAGUAA